Bombus impatiens (common eastern bumble bee) is the source of this 1723-nucleotide messenger RNA. RefSeq lists its product as uncharacterized. The transcript is spliced from 2 exons. Bases 22 to 1350 code for a protein of 442 amino acids. Lineage: Eukaryota; Metazoa; Arthropoda; Insecta; Hymenoptera; Apidae. The record is from RefSeq and is a predicted model, not a curated record.
CCGCCGGCGGAAGCCGGCGAAAUGAUGGAUCUCUUUGCUCUGAUACGGGGAACGCUUAAAUAUUGGCGUAGAAUCUACCAGAUGUACGAGGAGGAAGUGGCUCUCGGCUAUUGUUGGGCGGAGUACUUUCUGCAUCACGAGGAAGACGCGACAAACGCCACGAUCCCGUCGUCCCAGUCGAUCGACCCAUCGAAUUUUCUACCAGUGGAAAACGACGGUUUCGAAAAAGAGCCCUGGAACCAUUGGGGAGUUAUCGCGAUAGAAAACCGCGGGACGCGUUAUCGUAGCAAACGAUCUUAUGCGAUACAGAGUUCUACGAAGAAAGAGGAAAUUUUGGACACGUCGAGAAAUUCCAAGACAAUGUACUCGCGCAUAACGCAAAAGUAUAAGUCGAGAUGGAACGGACUCGAAUCGAAUUUCACGCGUAAUAAGAACAAUCGUUGUACGAGUUGCGCGAACUUUCCCAAGAAUACAGAAAGGAAACUUGCCGUUUUGACGGCGGACAGCGGCAAAGAAACGCCAAAAUCUACGAAGGAGAGAGAAAUUUCGAAGACUUGGGAGAAGAAGUUUAGCCCGUGCUCGAAACACACGGAAAACGUAGCGUCCGAAUCGAAUAACUUGUCCGAAUUGAGAUCGAAUCGGAGAUUCGCCGAGGUCUCGAGUAAUUUGGCAAAUCGUACGAGGAUAGGUAGUAGAGGAUAUCGUCGUAAUAAGCGAUCCUACGGAAGGCACAAUUUUAAGAAGAAAGAUGAAAUUUCGAAAAUCUUAAACAAGCGUGUUCGCGCAUCGUCGAAAAACUGGACGCGAACGAACGUGAAUUUUCGAUCGAUCGAAUUUCCUAUCGAUAGGCGAGAAUCUAGCUACAGCGAAACGCUGAAUUCAACGAGGGAAAAGGAGAUUUUGGAGAAUAUCGGUGCGAGGGACGCGACUCCUAUCGAGAAAUCUGUACACAUAGUUUCAAAUGCGAGUCUAGGAUCUAGCGUGACAAGGUUCGAGCGGAAUAGAAAAAAUUCAAUUUCUAGAUCUACCACGAACAACGGUCCUGCGAACUUUAUGAAAUCGGUAGCUUCGAAACUAAUUUCCAAAGUUUCGCGCAAGAAUUCAAAGACUACCGAAUGGAACGUUUCCGUUAAAAAGUCCGCGACUUUCGAUACGCAUUCGGGAACCGGCGAAGCAAAACUAGAAGCAAACGUGAAAACUCGGAAUCCUGAGAACGACGAUCCCGUAGAGACCUUGGGAUUCUUCGUGAACGUGGGUAGACAACUGAUGGAUUACGUGGACUCGAACAGCGUGCUCGCUUGCACCAAGGACUAUUUACUGGGCAAGGCUAUUCAUUGGAUAGAUUCGUGAAGCGAAGCGAAAGAGAGAAAGAGACAGAGAUGGUUUCUUUCGCCGGACUGGCGGAAAGUAGAGCGGGUGCAAUUUGGCCGAGCGAAUACGGCUUUAGACGUUAGAUACGAGGUCGGUAAAUGGAUUUACUAAGGUGAGUCACGACUGUUUGCUUAAUUUAAGUUUUAUUUUAUAGAUCGACCAUCUUACUUAGGUAACGUUGUUCGCGCGAAUCAAACUUUAUCGUACUCUCGGGAAGAUGGAACAAGCGUACCGAAUUCGAUACAUCUUCCUUCGAAGAACGAAAUACCCGAGUACUUUGCGCAUACGUUUUACGACUCACCUUAGUUACGGCGUUUGAUUUACCAGGUGCUUCUUUAUAAAGGUUAAAACA